GAGGACCAGAAAGCCAUGAGAGGCAAUGUAGCAGUGUUCAAGUGCAUUAUCCCCUCCUCUGUGGAGGCAUACAUCACUGUUGUCUCAUGGGAGAAAGACACAGUCUCGCUUGUCUCAGGACCUAGAUUUCUCAUCACAUCCACGGGAGCCUUGUAUAUUUUAGAUGUACAGAAUGAAGAUGGACUGUACAACUACCGAUGUAUCACAAGGCACAGAUACACUGGAGAAACUCGACAAAGCAACAGUGCAAGACUUUUUGUAUCAGAUCCAGCGAAUUCAGCUCCAUCUAUUCUAGAUGGAUUUGACCACCGUAAAGCCAUGGCAGGACAGCGAGUGGAGCUGCCUUGCAAAGCAUCAGGGCAUCCCUCACCAAAGUAUCGUUGGCUGAAGGACAAUGUUCCCUGGGAGCCUGACAGCAGGUUUCGGCAAACAGUUACCGGUCUGCUGAUUGAGAACACACGUCCUUCAGACUCGGGCAGCUAUGUCUGUGAGGUGUGGAACAACUAUGGGACUGCCGAGAUGAUAGGGCGACUCUAUGUAAAACAACCACUAAAAGCCACCAUCAGCCCACGGAAAGUAAAAAGUAGUGUUGGUAGUCAAGUGUCCUUGUCCUGCAGCGUGACGGGAACUGAGGAUCAGGAGCUCUCCUGGUAUCGCAACGGUGAAAUCAUCAACCCCGGUAACAACGUACGGAUCACUGGCAUCAAUCGAGAGAACCUUAUUAUGGAUGGCAUGGCCAAGAGUGAUGGUGGAGCUUACCAGUGCUUUGUGCGCAAGGACAAGAUGUCUGCUCAAGACUAUGUUCAAGUGGUUCUAGAAGAUGGAACUCCCAAAAUCAUUUCAGCCUUCAGUGAAAAAGUGGUAAGCCCAGGAGAGCCAGUCUCCCUUAUGUGCAACGUGAAGGGGACUCCUCUCCCUACGAUCACUUGGACACUGGAUGAAGACCCCAUUGUGAAGGACAGCAGUCAUCGUAUCAGCCAGAUUAUCACCUCUGAAGGCAAUGUGGUCAGUUACCUGAAUAUCUCUAACACUCAGGUCCGAGAUGGUGGAGUUUAUCGCUGUACUGCCAACAACUCUGCUGGAGUCGUCUUGUACCAGGCUCGAAUAAACGUAAGAGGGCCAGCAAGCAUUCGACCAAUGAAGAACAUCACAGCAAUAGCCGGACGGGAUACCUACAUCCACUGCCGUGUGAUAGGCUACCCAUAUUACUCCAUCAAGUGGUAUAAGAACUCUAACCUGCUACCGUUUAACCAUCGCCAAGUGGCGUUUGAGAACAACGGGACCUUGAAGCUCUCAGACGUGCAGAAGGAAGUAGACGAGGGUGAAUAUACGUGCAAUGUCCUCGUUCAACCCCAGCUGUCCACCAGCCAGAGUGUGCACGUGACAGUAAAAGUUCCGCCUUUUAUUCAGCCUUUUGAGUUCCCGCGGUUCUCCAUCGGGCAGAGGGUCUUCAUUCCCUGCGUGGUGGUGUCUGGGGAUUUGCCCAUCACAAUCACCUGGCAGAAGGACGGCAGACCUAUCCCAGUCAGCCUCGGGGUGACAAUUGACAACAUCGACUUCACCAGCUCCUUAAGGAUUUCUAAUCUUUCACUGAUGCACAAUGGGAAUUAUACCUGUAUAGCUAGAAAUGAUGCAGCAGCUGUGGAGCACCAAAGUCAAUUAAUUGUUAGAGUGCCUCCUAGGUUUGUGGUUCAACCCAGUGACCAGGAUGGAAUCUAUGGAAAAGCUGUAAUUCUCAACUGCUCUGCAGAGGGUUAUCCUGUUCCUACCAUUGUCUGGAAGUACUCAAAAGGUGCCGGGGUUCCUCAAUUCCAGCCGAUUGCAUUGAACGGUCGUAUCCAGCUUCUCACAAAUGGCUCCUUGCUGAUUAAACAUGUGCUGGAAGAAGACAGUGGAUACUACCUCUGCAAGGUCAGCAAUGAUGUGGGAGCAGACGUCAGCAAGUCCAUGUACCUCACUGUUAAAAUUCCAGCUAUGAUAACUUCCUAUCCAAAUACCACCUUGGCAACACAAGGUCAGAAGAAGGAGAUGAGCUGCACAGCACACGGAGAGAAACCCAUCAUAGUCCGCUGGGAAAAAGAAGACCGGAUUAUUAACCCUGAAAUGUCCCGUUACCUUGUUUCCACCAAGGAAGUUGGAGAUGAAGUGAUCUCUACUCUGCAGAUUUUGCCAACUGUGCGUGAAGAUUCUGGCUUCUUUUCCUGCCAUGCCAUCAAUUCUUAUGGGGAGGAUCGUGGAAUAAUUCAGCUCACUGUGCAAGAACCCCCUGACCCUCCUGAAAUAGAAAUCCGAGAGGUGAGAGCACGCAGUAUUGCCCUCAGAUGGACCAUGGGAUUUGAUGGAAAUAGCCCCAUCACUGGCUACGAUAUUGAGUGCAAGAACAAGUCGGACUCUUGGGAUUCUGUUCAGAGAACCAAAGAUGUUUCCCCCCAGCUAAACCAAGCCACUAUCAUUGACCUCCAUCCUUCUUCAACUUACAACAUUCGUAUGUACGCCAAGAAUCGCAUCGGCAAGAGCGAGGCCAGCAAUGAGCUCACCAUCACGACUGAUGAAGCAGCUCCUGAUGGUCCACCUCAGGAUGUUCAACUUGAGCCUAUAUCUUCACAAAGCAUUAGGGUCACAUGGAAGGCUCCAAAGAAGCACUUGCAAAAUGGAAUUAUUCGUGGAUACCAGAUAGGAUAUCGGGAGUACAGCGCAGGAGGAAAUUUCCAGUUCAACAUCAUCAGCAUUGAUACCACUGGGGACAGUGAGGUUUAUACGUUGAAUAACCUGAAAAAAUUCACCCAGUAUGGCAUGGUAGUCCAGGCUUGUAAUCGGGCUGGAAUAGGACCUUCUUCUCAGGAAAUCAUCACCACUACUCUUGAAGAUGUGCCCAGCUGCCCUCCAGGGAACGUGCAAGCCACUGCCACAUCACCAGAAACCAUCUCUAUUUCUUGGUCAACGUUGGCGAAAGAAACUCUGAAUGGGAUUCUGCAAGGAUUCAGAGUUAUCUACUGGGCCAAUCUCUUGGAUGGAGAGCUAGGAGAGAUAAAGAAUGUCACUACUACACAACCAUCACUAGAGCUUGAUGGCCUGGAAAAAUACACCAACUACAGCAUUCAGGUGUUGGCUUUCACACGAGCUGGAGAUGGAGUGAGAAGCGAACAAAUUUUCACCCGCACUAAAGAAGAUGUUCCAGGUCCUCCUGCUGGUGUUAAAGCUGCAGCAGCUUCAGCUUCCACCGUCUUUGUCUCCUGGCUGCCUCCUCUCAAGCUAAAUGGCAUCAUUCGGAAAUACACUGUCUUCUGCUCACACCCCUACCCCACAGUAAUCAGCGAGUUUGAAGCCUCUCCCGACUCAUUUUCCUACAGAAUCCCCAACCUGAGCCGGAAUCGCCAGUACAGCGUCUGGGUGGUAGCAGUGACUGCUGCAGGAAGAGGCAACAGCAGCGAGAUUAUCACCGUGGAACCAUUAGCUAAAGCUCCUGCCAGGAUUUUGACAUUCAGUGGCACCGUGACAACUCCUUGGAUGAAGGACAUUGUCCUCCCUUGCAAAGCCGUGGGAGAUCCAGCUCCAACAGUGAAAUGGAUGAAGGAUAGUAACGGGACACCCAGUCUAGUGAUGAUUGAUGGGCGAAGAAGCAUCUUUAGCAAUGGCAGUUUUGUCAUCCGUACUGUGAAAGCAGAAGACUCUGGAUACUACAGUUGUGUGGCCAGUAACAACUGGGGUUCAGAUGAAAUAAUUUUGAAUUUGCAGGUACAAGUUCCACCAGACCAGCCAAGACUCACUGUAUCCAAAACUACGUCCUCCUCUAUCACUCUUUCCUGGAUACCUGGGGACAAUGGUGGCAGUUCUAUUCGAGGUUAUAUUUUGCAGUACUCAGAAGACAACAGUGAGCAGUGGGGUAGUUUUCCCAUUAGCCCUAGUGAGAGAUCCUACCGUUUAGAAACAUUGAAAUGUGGCACUUGGUACAAGUUUACAUUAACUGCUCAGAACGGAGUGGGACCAGGACGCAUCAGCGAGAUCAUUGAGGCCAAAACGCUUGGGAAAGAGCCACAGUUUUCAAAGGAACAAGAGCUCUUUGCUAGUAUCAACACCACAAGAGUGAGGCUGAACCUGAUAGGCUGGAAUGACGGUGGCUGUCCCAUCACCUCCUUCACCCUGGAGUACCGACCAUUUGGGACAACAGUCUGGACAACCGCUCAGCGGACAUCCCUGUCCAAGUCCUACAUACUGUAUGACCUUCAGGAGGCAACCUGGUAUGAACUGCAAAUGAGAGUGUGCAACAGUGCUGGCUGUGCAGAGAAACAAGCCAAGUUUGCAACGCUCAAUUAUGAUGGCAGUACAAUCCCUCCACUCAUUAAGUCAGUUGUGCAAAGUGAGGAAGGACUGGCAACCAACGAAGGGCUAAAGAUGCUGGUGACCAUUUCCUGUAUCUUGGUUGGGGUCUUGCUGCUUUUUGUGAUGCUGCUGAUCGUGCGGAGGAGGAGGAGGGAGCAGAGACUGAAGAGGCUUCGAGAUGCAAAGAGUUUGGCUGAAAUGCUUAUGAGCAAGAAUACCAGGACGUCAGAUACACUUAAUAAGCAGCAGCAAACACUGAGGAUGCACAUAGACAUUCCCAGAGCACAGCUUCUGAUUGAGGAGAGGGACACAAUGGAAACAAUUGAUGACAGAUCAACAGUUCUGCUCACUGAUGCUGACUUUGGGGAGACAUCUAAGCAGAAGUCACUGACUGUCACCCACACAGUACAUUACCAGUCUGUGUCACAAGCUACAGGACCACUGGUGGAUGUUUCUGAUGCCCGGCCAGGAACAAAUCCUACAACAAGGAGGAGUGCCAAAACCGGACCCACAGCUCGCAACCGCUAUGCUAGUCAGUGGACCCUCAACAGGCCUCAUCCCACCAUAUCAGCUCACACACUCACCACAGACUGGAGGCUGCCCACCCCCAGGCCAGCAGGAUCAGUGGACAAGGAGAGCGACAGCUACAGUGUCAGCCCGUCACAGGACACAGAUCGAGCAAGAAGCAGCAUGGUCUCCACAGAAAGUGCCUCCUCAACAUACGAAGAGCUGGCGAGGGCAUAUGAGCAUGCAAAAAUGGAAGAGCAGCUGAGACAUGCCAAGUUCACCAUUACAGAGUGCUUCAUAUCAGACACAUCGUCGGAGCAGCUCACGGCAGGGACUAAUGACUACACAGACAGCCUGACCUCAAGCACGCCGUCAGAAUCGGGGAUCUGUAGGUUCACCGCAUCCCCCCCCAAGCCUCAGGAUGGAGGACGAGUGAUGAACAUGGCAGUUCCAAAGGCACAUCGGCCAGGUGAUCUCAUGCAUUUGCCACCCUACCUUAGGAUGGACUUUUUAUUGAACCGUGGCGUGCAGGGCACGAGCAGAGACCUGGGUUUGGGACAAGCCUGCUUGGAGCCGCAGAAAAGCCGAACCUUGAAGCGCCCCACCGUCCUGGAGCCGAUACCCAUGGAGACGUCCUCCACGAGAGAAGUACAGUCAUGGCAACCUGGUGCUGUGGCAACAUUACCUCAGCGAGAAGGAGCUGAGCUAGGACAGGCGGCAAAAAUGAGCAGCUCCCAAGAAUCUCUGCUGGACUCCCGGGGCCACUUGAAAGGAAACAAUCCCUACGCAAAGUCUUACACCCUGGUAUAA
Molecule: messenger RNA, 5637 nt
Organism: Colius striatus (speckled mousebird)
Lineage: Eukaryota; Metazoa; Chordata; Aves; Coliiformes; Coliidae
Gene: DSCAM
Product: DS cell adhesion molecule
Exons: 31
Coding region: 16-5637 (1873 amino acids)
Biological process (GO): axon guidance; dendrite self-avoidance; homophilic cell-cell adhesion
Cellular component (GO): axon; plasma membrane
Molecular function (GO): cell-cell adhesion mediator activity
Source: RefSeq, a predicted model, not a curated record